AUGGAUAUUGUAGUUGUUUGUCUAUUUGCUUUGCUUAGUGCUUCUCGAUAUCCAUGUCUUGCGACAUCAUGCAAAACAAAUUGCACCAAUAAUGAAGAGUGUUGGCGUGAAGCUUUAGCUUAUCGUUCAUCAGAAUUAAUCAAACAAUUAUUUUCAUUUAGUAGUCUUGCCGUUCAUGUCGAUACUUUUCAACGAGAACAUUCCAGUGAACUAAACAAUAGUAUAGCAUUUAUUAACAGAACCCUUGAGAAUUAUUUAUCAGCUGAAUCAACUGCCAAUAAUCUAACUAUGGAUUUAUUUAAAACAGCCAAAAAACUUCUUAUUGACCAUUGUGCCAAUUUAACAGUAAAACCCAUUGAAUCAAUCAAAGAAAUGCCAUCAUUAACAUGUACACCAUCAUCAUGUUUUGGAAAUAAAUUAUCUUUUAAAGUGAUAUUGAUAAUUACCAUACUUAUAACUAGUUUGAUGCUUGUUAUAUGUACUGUUCAAUUCUUUCAAACGUACAAACGAACAAAAGCUUCAAAAUCAGUCUCACCACGUCUCGCAACGUCAAAUUCAACAUCUAUUAAUAACACAACUGUCGCAUCUAAAUCUUCUACAUUUUAA
This is a messenger RNA of Rotaria socialis, 606 nucleotides long. Lineage: Eukaryota; Metazoa; Rotifera; Eurotatoria; Philodinida; Philodinidae. The record is from the annotation of a GenBank genome assembly.